AUGGAUUCUAACACUACCUUCACCCGAUCAUACGACGAAUCGUUGAUUCGAGAAUUACCCCAGCUCCAGAGUCUCCGCAUAGCUCCUCUCCGUCAGCCCGUCUCGCGCUUGCUGAGCGUGCCUUCGCCGCUGGAGCCGAAUGCCAGCCGAGUCCGCGAGGCUACCGCUGCUCCCACGCCCACUAGCUCGGCGGGCAUUCUGCCUGGCCUCCGGAAUAAUGAUUCCGUGGCCGCGGUUCCCGCGGAGCGUCUGAACCAUACAUCGCGGCCGCCGAAGAAGAAGACUGAUCCCUCCGUGGAUUCGCUCCUUAGCCUCGAGCCCCCGCCGCCCAAGCCCAUCCUUCCCGCCUUUGUUAAUCUCCGUGCUCUAGAACGAUUCCCUUAUUCAUCGUUCGACGAUGAUUCCCAUCAUUCCCGCAAGCGGCGCCGCGUCGGGGUGCAGGCCGAGACCUUCGCCGAGCAUCUGCAGCUGCCCAUCCCGCAGGCUCAGAAGGAACAGCGCCCACCCCCAUUCGGGCCCUUUGCGAUCCUCAAUGGGCUCAACGAACCUCCCCCCAAUGCCGCUCUUCUGCCGCCCAUCGAAGCCGGCUCGAGCCUUACGCAGCUGCUGACUAAACCCUCCCGGGACAGCUCGGUCGUUGAGCCGGCUUCGCUGGCCACUUCCUUCGGGGAGGGUCCGACAGGCGAAAGACGAGAGGGCAGGAUCGAGGAUAUUCUGGCCUCUCCCAUUGCCACGAAGACGGCCCUGAGCGGUCGCGGUGGCGCUGUGGUCAUCGGACUACCAGACGACCCGGUCGUCCCGAAUCGGCCGCCGCCAUGUGACAAGACCGACGACGGGGAAUCGGACGACAAGAAGUCAUCCUCUGCCGACGAACACGAGGAGCCCAUAUCCCCCAAGACACGGGGCCGUUCUCGUAAGAACCUUCGCAAGUGGACAGAGGAGGAAACCACGGCUCUGUUACGUGGGGUGGUCAAGUGCGGCAUUGGGAACUGGACGGCGAUCCUGGCUCAGCCGGAAUUGAAGUUCAACAAGCGCAGCGCUUCCAACUUGAAAGAUAGGUUCCGCGUAUGCUGUCCCUGGGCCUACCGGGCUGCCGACCCGAACGAAGCGACGCGGCAAUUGCACGACACUCUGGCCAAUGCCCUCUCGCGGGCCGAGACGGAAGGCUCUGAUGGCACAGCCGGGAAGAUUCACUUGCCGCAUCCCCGACCAGCCAAUGCGGAGUCCCUCUCGGUAGGGAACAGCGUGACGGUUGGCUUGAAUGAGCCAUCCUCUGGCAGUAGCGGCAGCAGCUCCUCGAACCCCAAGGAGACCGCUCCGAAGACCACCAACUCUAAGCCGAAUUCCACGGCCAAGGCAACUCCUACUCUAACAAGCAAAUCCAAAUCGACCUUGGAGUCCCUGGGUAUCCCGGAGCCGCAUUUUGCCAUGAAAUCCCGGCGUCGUUCCCGACGGCCAUUCACCGUGGCCGAGGACGAAGCUCUACUCAAAGGGUAUGCGGUGCAUGGGUUCCAAUGGACACUAAUCCAGCAGGAUACACGGCUGAACCUCGGCCAUCGCAGAGCCACGGACCUGCGCGAUCGGUUCCGGACCAAAUUCCCGCACGCGUACCGCGACGGAGGUUCUGUGAGCGGUCGAACCCUCCACGACCAGGGGAAGGAGGCUUCCGACGCGAGAGAUGACGACGGUACGAGCUCAGGCAGUAAGCAGGGUGCACAGCCUUCCAAGCCCCAAGAAAAACGAUCCGAUCUCCCAGGCCAGUCCACCCUAGGACCCAUCGACCCUGCUCUCCCCCCGCCUGCUCCGCCUCAGGGCUUACUAGAAAGCUCAUCUAAUGCAGCUGCAGCUGCAACCGCCUCGGUACCCGGCGCCGUAUUCGCCUUCCCACUGGACGAAAACACAGGGACUAGUGAUAACACUCCAUGGACGGAUAAUACAUUGGCGCCGAUGGUGUGGGAUGAGAUC
Molecule: messenger RNA, 1965 nt
Organism: Aspergillus aculeatus ATCC 16872
Lineage: Eukaryota; Fungi; Ascomycota; Eurotiomycetes; Eurotiales; Aspergillaceae
Product: telomere repeat binding factor family protein
Exons: 3
Source: RefSeq, a predicted model, not a curated record